AUGAAGUCUUUUCUUUCUUUUGGCCUCUUGGCCGCCGGCGCCAACGCCAACAUCAUCUUCAACUGGGUCCAGCCCACCUGCGACUACAAUUCCGACUUCUCCACCUGCUUGCGUGGCCAGCAAUGCACCGUAAACAACACCUGCGAAGCCUACGUGACCAGCGACAGUGACUACACCAGGUCUUUCGUGCGCAGCGUAACUAAGCCCGCUGAGAAGCGUGCUGCAGCUCCUCGCUCUGAUGGCCGUUGUGGUAAAGACUUCGACGAUGCCACUUGUGAUGCCAACGGUGAAUACGGCGGUUGCUGCUCUCAGUAUGGCUACUGCGGUAAGACCGACGACCAUUGUCUGGCUUCAAAUGGUUGCCAGAAUGGCUGCAAGGGCGCCUCUUCUACCACUGCUGCCGGUACAAGCCCAGCUGAAACCACAAGCGAGGCUGCACAAACAAUUACUACAUCGACUCAGGAGCCAGUCCUCGGCUCUCCUACUGCAUCGUCCGCUUCAGGCUCUGCCAGUGCUACCGGCGAAGUAACCACGGAUGGCUCGUGCGGUGCCAGCAACGGUGGAACCAUCUGCGGUGACUGGCCGAAAGGCGGCUGCUGCUCCAUGUAUGGUUUCUGCGGCAACACCACCUCUCACUGCGGCGAGGGCUGCCAGUCUGGUCCCUGCACCAACGGCGCCUCUGAGCAAGCUCCUGGCGCCAGCCCUGCUCCUGCAGCACCAACCCCUGGUACCUUCCAAGUCGUCGGCGAUUCUGGUGUUCCUGUCAUGCACGCUGGCCUCCUCCCUAACGGCAAGGUCUGCUUCCUGGACAAGGUCGAGAACUACACUCAGGUCAAGCUCGCCAACGGGCAGUAUGCUUACUCCGCAGAAUGGGAUACGGCCAAGAACAACUACGUCGCGCUCUCUUACAAGACCAAUGCUUUCUGCGCUGGUGGUGCAUUCCUUGCCGACGGCUCUUUCGUCUCGCUUGGUGGCAACGGUCCUCUCGAUUUCAUUGAUCCUACCGUCACCGACGGCUUCGACGGAAUUCGUUACCUCAGGCGGUCCAUCUCCGACGCGAGCCUCGAUGGCCAGGACUGGGAAGAACCCGGAAACAAACUGGCCAGCAAGCGUUGGUACGCCUCUGCUCAGGUUUUGGGUGAUGGAUCUGUCUUCGUUGCGUCCGGCAGCCUCAACGGCCUCGACCCUAGCAACCAGACCAACAACAACCCCACUUGGGAGCUGCUUGAUGCCAAGGGUGUCUCCGAUGGAAUCAACCGCCCCAUGGAGAUCCUGGAGAAGAACCAGCCUUACUACAUGUACCCCUUCGUACACCUGCUGCAUGACGGCAGCCUCUUCGUUUUCGUGUCCAAGUCGGCCGAGCUCUUCGAUGUCGCGAACAACAACACCAUCAAGACAUACAAGGAUCUUCCUGGCGAUUACCGCACCUAUCCCAACACUGGCGGCUCUGUUAUGCUCCCGCUUAGCUCUGCAAACAACUACACCGGUGAUAUUGUAAUCUGCGGCGGCGGCGCCUACCAGGACAUCACCUCCCCUACGGACCCCUCUUGCGGCCGUAUCAGCCCCCUGUCUGCUGACGCUACCUGGGAGAUGGACUCGAUGCCCCAGGGUCGCGGCAUGGUUGAGGGCACGCUCCUUCCUGAUGGCACUGUCAUCUGGCUUAAUGGUUGCAACCACGGCGCUCAGGGCUUUGGCCUCGGCACGGACCCGACUUUCGACGCACUUCUCUACGACCCCGAUGCAGCGUUGGGUCAGCGCUGGAGUACAGCUGGCACGACAGAAAUCCCGCGUCUGUACCACUCGGUUGCGUUACUCCUGCUUGAUGGCACGCUGAUGGUGACUGGCUCGAAUCCGGUUGAGCAGCCUGUCAUCUCCGCCAACAACAACACGGCUUUCCCGUACGAUACCGAGUUCCGCGUGGAGAUCUACACGCCGCCGUAUCUGCAGGGAGACAACGCCAAGAACAGGCCCUCGGAUGUCAAGCUCUCGACCACUGCAGUCAAGGCCGACGGCACCACCACCUUUGAUAUCAGCUUCACCGCCGCUACCGGAGCGAAGGAGGUCAAGGUUGCCUUGUACCACGGCGGCUUCGUCACCCAUUCCGUCCACAUGGGCCACCGCAUGGUGUUUCUCGACAACGAGGGCUGGACGGCGGGCAGCACCGACCAGAAGCUGACUGUCACGGGUCCCCCAAGCACAAAUGUGGCGCCUCCGGGGCCGUACGUCGUCUACGUCGUUGUGGAUGGCAUUCCAGCCGUGGGACAGACGGUCAUGGUUUCUUGA
Molecule: messenger RNA, 2283 nt
Organism: Lasiodiplodia theobromae
Lineage: Eukaryota; Fungi; Ascomycota; Dothideomycetes; Botryosphaeriales; Botryosphaeriaceae
Product: Glyoxal oxidase
Exons: 3
Coding region: 1-2283 (760 amino acids)
Molecular function (GO): chitin binding
Source: RefSeq, a predicted model, not a curated record